CCCCUACGCGACGACCCGGAGGGAGGACGCCACUUGUGAACGGAGGCGCGGCGGUGCAGGACGGGUCCACAGACGCAGCGAGGAGAGACGGGCGCACAUCCGCCGACCAGCUGGAGGAACGCACGCCACACAAACAAACCUUAUGGCUGAGACAUAACGACACAAUCCCCCCCCCCCAACCCCCUCCCCUUUUUUCUCUGGGACCUUUUUUUGGGGGUCUUUUUUUGUUGUUUUCUCCCCAGUAUUCGUCCUGACCGGACGCCGCUGCGAGUCGAAUUAGUUGCCCCAAAGUUUGAGAGAAGCUGAGUCCACUGGCCGUGGACGUGUACGGCGGUCAUGGAUACCCGUAUAAGAUGGAAAGUUAAGCGGAGGAUAAGGGACGCGCAAAUCACUCUUGCGGUGAUUCUGCUUUUUGUCGCAUCGCAAGCAAGUUCAGUGGAACCAGCAGACCUCUUGAAGAUUUUAGAUUUUCCCAGUUUACCUGAGGGUGUUAUAAAAACGACAGGUUUCUGCUCACACCGGAGGUCAACACGAGGACCCGAUGUGGCUUACAGAGUAUCCAAAGACGCCCAGCUGAGCGCCCCCACCAAACAGCUGUAUCCAGGCGACGUGUUCCCGGAGGACUUUUCCAUCCUGGCCACGGUGAAGCCGAACAAGGGCAGCCAGUCCUUCCUGUUGUCCCUGUACAACGAGCAGGGCAUCCAGCAGCUGGGCCUGGAGGUGGGCCGCUCUCCGGUGUUCCUGUACGAGGACCACACGGGCCGGCCCGGCCCCGAGGACUACCCCCUCUUCAGAGGAGUCAACCUGGCGGACGGAAAAUGGCAUCGAGUGGCAAUCAGUGUGCACAAGCAGACCAUCACCCUCAUUCUGGACUGUAAAAAGAAGGCCAGCCAGAAGCUGCUGCGGAGCCCCCACCCCAUCAUCGAUACCAAGGGAAUUGUAGUAUUUGGAACCAGGAUACUGGAUGAAGAAGUCUUUGAGGGAGACAUCCAGCAGCUAAUGAUUGUAGGAGACCACCGUGCCGCCUAUGACUACUGUGAGCACUACAGCCCUGAUUGUGAAGUGCCCGUGCCCGACCAGCCUCAGAACCAGGACCCCAACACGGAUGAAUACAACACAGAGGAGGACAGCUACUAUUAUGAAUACCCUUACUAUGAGGACGUGGACGCCAAGGUUUUGGAUUCAACAUCUGUUGCCGAGACCGCCACAGAAGAACCCAAGGUGACUGAUGCAGACAGCGCCGAUACCACAUGGGAGGAGGUUGUGAGGGGCUCCGGCGCCAUCGGCGGCAAAGUGUUAACCAGCUCAUCCGGCUCGUCCUCCGGCUCGUCCUCCAGCUCCUCAUCCAGCAGCUCAUCCAGCAGCUCCUCCAGCAGCUCCACCAGCAGCUCCUCGGGCACCGGCGGCGGAGACGCCUACGGAGAGGAGACCGGCCCCGACGACAGCUACGGCUACUACGACAACUUCUACGACGAGACCACGCCGUCGCCCAAAAGCGACGACUCCCGCCACAUCACCAUCAGCGGCUCCGCGGGCGAGGUGGACCUGGGCCUGGGGGCCGGCGGGAAGAUUGAUCUGGGCACAGGGAUCGAACUCCAGAGAACGGUCACCACCGGCGGAGGAGGAUCUUCCAUGACCGUCACCACCAACUUGACAUCGGGAGGUUCCUACGACUACGGCGAAGGGUACGAUUAUGACUUGGAGGACAAAUACAACGCCGGUGCGGGCGGCGGCAGCAGCAGCACGGUCCACAUCGGAGGCGGAGGAGGCAGCAGUUCGGUCAGCGGAGGUGGCGGCGGCAGCAGCAGCAGCACGAUCCACCUCGGAGGCGGCGGCGGCAGCAGCAGCAGCACGAUCCACCUCGGAGGCGGCGGCGGCAGCAGCAGCAGCAGUACGAUCCACCUCGGAGGCGGAGGAGGCAGCAGCAGUUCCGUUCAUGUCAGCGGUGGCGGAGGAGGAGGCAGCAGCAGCAGCAGCAGCACAGUCCACCUCGGAGGUGGAGGCAGCAGCAGCAGUUCCACCAUCACCAUCGGGGGCGGCUCUGCGUCAGCAGGAGGUGGUUCCGUCUCCGGAGGCGGAGCGGCCAGCGCCGGAGCCGGAGCGGCGGGCUCCGUCGCCACCGGACAGGGCCAGGGCGUGGAGGGCGACGGCGACUACUCGGACCUGGAAGACGGGUUCAAGGAGGAGGACCUCACCGACUACAGCGACCUCGACCUCUACGACUCCUAUGGAGAUUACGGCGACAAAGACGUCAAAGUCCUGCCUGCCGAGACCGAUCAGCGCUAUGAACAGGUCAACGGAGCUCGUGGCGAGAAGGGACAGAAGGGAGAGCCUGCUGUUAUUGAGCCCGGGAUGUUGGUGGAGGGUCCGCCUGGGCCUGAAGGGCCAACAGGUCUCCCCGGACCCCCAGGUUCUUCCGGCCCACCAGGCAGUCCAGGAGAUUCUGGAGAGAGGGGUCUCCCGGGUCGCUCUGGUCUUCCCGGUGCUGACGGAAUGCCAGGAAGCCCUGGAACUGUGCUGAUGCUACCUUUCAGAUUCAGCGCUGGAGGCGACUCUGGUCAGAAGGGACCUGCUGUAUCAGCGCAGGAGGCCCAGAUGCAAGCCAUCAUGCAGCAGGCCAGGCUGGCCAUGCGCGGCCCCACAGGGCCGAUGGGUUUGACCGGACGAUCCGGCCCUCUGGGUCCUCCCGGUGGAUCGGGACUGAAGGGAGAGUCUGGAGAGGCAGGUCCUCAGGGACCACGUGGACCUUUGGGCAGCUCGGGACCCCCCGGAAAGCCUGGCAGACGGGGUCGCUCCGGAGCCGACGGGGCCCGGGGCAUGCCGGGGCAGUCUGGACCCAAGGGGGACCGGGGGUUCGAUGGACUCUCCGGACUUCCCGGUGAAAAAGGACACAGAGGUGAAUCGGGCCCGUCUGGACCUCCUGGCAGUCCCGGAGAGGAUGGAGAAAGGGGAGACGACGGGGAGAUCGGACCCAGGGGACUUCCCGGUGAAUCAGGGCCCCGUGGUUUGCUUGGACCAAAAGGACCUCAGGGACCUCCAGGACCCCCUGGCGUAACCGGGAUGGAUGGCCACUCUGGACCCAAAGGAAACAUAGGACCUCAAGGAGAGCCGGGACCUCCCGGGCAGCAAGGCAACCCGGGUACCCAGGGACUUGCAGGGCCCCAAGGAGCCAUCGGGCCGCCAGGAGACAAGGGUCCGACGGGGAAGCCGGGCUUGCCAGGAAUGCCGGGAGCUGAUGGUCCACCGGGUCACCCCGGAAAGGAGGGACCUUCCGGAGAGAAAGGACACUUGGGCCCCGCUGGCCCUCAAGGGCCCAUUGGUUACCCUGGACCCCGAGGCGUGAAGGGAGCGGACGGCGUGCGCGGUCUUAAAGGACACAAGGGCGAAAAGGGAGAAGAUGGCUUCCCCGGCUUCAAGGGAGACAUGGGUCUCAAGGGCGACAGGGGAGAGCUUGGACCUGCAGGACCCAGAGGAGAGGACGGUCCCGAGGGACCAAAGGGUCGCUCGGGGCUCCCGGGAGACGCCGGCCCUCUGGGAACAAGCGGUGAGAAGGGCAAACUCGGCGUGCCCGGGUUGCCAGGAUACCCCGGGAGACAAGGCCCCAAGGGAUCUCAAGGUUUCCAAGGUUUCCCAGGCGCCAAUGGAGAGAAAGGAACUCGGGGAACAGCGGGGAAGGCCGGCCCACGCGGACAGAGGGGGCCGACGGGCCCUCGAGGAGAGAGGGGACCGAGAGGACCGACGGGGAAAGCCGGACCAAAGGGUACCUCGGGAAAUGACGGCCCGCCAGGACCGCCCGGGGAGAGGGGUCUGCCAGGGCCUCAGGGACCAACGGGUUUCCCUGGACCAAAGGGACCUCCUGGACCUUCAGGGAAAGACGGACUGCCUGGACAUCCCGGACAGAGAGGAGAGACUGGAUUCCAAGGCAAGACCGGCCCCCCUGGCCCUCCCGGCGUGGUUGGACCUCAGGGAUCAAACGGCGAGACUGGACCAAUGGGGGAUCGAGGUCACCCUGGACCCCCGGGCCCGCCUGGUGAGCAGGGUCUUCCAGGAGCUACAGGGAAAGAAGGAGCCAAGGGUGACCCAGGUCCUGCUGGCCCGGCAGGUAAGGAUGGCCCUCCGGGCCCAAGAGGAUUCGCGGGAGAGAGAGGUCUUCCUGGCCCCGUGGGGGCUCACGGCUUGAAAGGGAGCGAAGGACCUCACGGACCACCUGGCCCUGCUGGUUCUCCUGGUGAGCGCGGUCCUGCUGGCUCAGCCGGACCUACAGGUCUCCCUGGACGUCCUGGCCCCCAGGGACCCCCGGGUCCUUCUGGAGAGAAAGGUGGACCGGGAGAGAAAGGACCUCAAGGCCCAGCUGGAAGAGACGGUAUUCAGGGACCUGUGGGUCUGCCAGGACCUGGAGGACCUCCUGGACCACCUGGGGAGGACGGAGACAAGGGAGAGCUUGGAGAGUCGGGCCAGAAAGGAGGCAAGGGUGACAAAGGAGAGCACGGUCCACCUGGUCCCACCGGCCCUCAAGGGCCUGUUGGAGCACCCGGUCCUGCUGGCGCAGAUGGAGAGCCCGGUCCCAGAGGUCAGCAGGGCCUGUUCGGCCAGAAGGGAGAUGAAGGGUCAAGGGGAUUCCCGGGACCUCCAGGUCCAGUCGGGCUGCAGGGCUUGCCCGGACCGCCUGGAGAGAAAGGUGAAACCGGCGACGUUGGUCAAAUGGGUCCCCCCGGCCCCCCUGGUCCCAGAGGCCCCUCAGGACCCCCCGGAGCCGAUGGCCCUCAGGGACCUCCUGGCGGUAUCGGAAACCCGGGUUCUGUUGGAGAAAAGGGAGAUUCUGGUGAAACAGGAGAGCCAGGUCUUCAGGGAGAACUCGGCCCACCAGGUCCUAGAGGAGAACGAGGAGAAAAGGGAGAGUCCGGUCCGGCUGGCACAGCUGGACCUCCUGGCCCUAAAGGUCCCCCUGGAGAUGACGGUCCCAAAGGCAGCCCAGGUCCAAGUGGUUUCCCCGGUGACCCUGGUCCCCCUGGAGAGCCCGGUCCCGCUGGGUUGGACGGUCCCGCCGGUGACAAGGGAGACGAUGGAGAGGCUGGUCAAGCUGGUUCUCCUGGACCCACCGGAGAGUCGGGUCCCUCCGGACCACCUGGGAAGAGAGGCCCCCCUGGAGUCUCAGGACCCGAGGGAAGACAAGGAGAGAAGGGAAACAAGGGAGAGACCGGCUUGGAAGGUGCCCAAGGAAAAACAGGUCCUGUUGGUCCCCAAGGAUCACCUGGCAAGCCCGGUUCUGAAGGCCUCAGGGGCAUCCCUGGCCCAGUUGGAGAGCAAGGUCUUCCUGGUUCCCCGGGCCCAGAUGGACCACCCGGACCGAUGGGUCCUCCCGGAUUACCCGGCAUGAAAGGAGACUCUGGCGUCAAAGGAGAAAAGGGCCAUCCGGGUCUCAUUGGUCUCAUCGGGCCUCCCGGUGAACAGGGAGAAAAGGGUGACAGAGGUCUUCCUGGUCCGCCGGGAUCACACGGUUCCAAAGGAGACAAUGGUAUUUCAGGUCCUUCAGGGCCACUUGGUCCCCUUGGUCCUCCCGGAUUACCCGGUCCCGCUGGUCCCAAAGGAGCCAAAGGGUCGUCGGGUCAAACUGGACCGAAGGGAGAGACCGGUACCACCGGACCCCCGGGGCCCCCUGGCCCCCCCGGCGAUGUCAUCCACCCGCUCCCCAUGAUGAAUUCCAUGAAGGGCAGAACUCGCAGGAACAUCGAUGCCAGCCAGAUGUCGGACGACGCCGGCGCGGACGCCAACUACAAGGACUACGACGACGGCAUGGAGGAAAUCUUUGGCUCGCUCAACUCCCUCAAGCUGGAGAUCGAGCAGAUGAAGCACCCGCUGGGCACGCAGAACAACCCCGCCCGCACCUGCAAAGACCUGCAGCUCUGCCACCCCGACUUCCCCGACGGUGACUACUGGAUCGAUCCGAACCAGGGAUGCUCUCGGGACUCCUUCAAGGUUUACUGCAACUUCACAGCAGGUGGAGAGAGCUGCAUCUUCCCAGAUAAGAAGUCAGAAGGGGCCAGGCUCACAUCCUGGGCAAAGGAGAAUCCCGGCUCAUGGUUCAGUGAAUUCAAACGUGGUAAACUGGUAAGCCACACUCACACACAAGUCCUUUUCCCUUCCCUGAACGCCUCUUAUAUUUUACAGAGCAAAAUGGCAAAAUGGCCCAAAGACUCGCCAGGCACAUGGUAUAGUCACUACAAGAGAGGUUCUGUGGUAAGUGGCCCGGCCCGCGGUCACAGGCUCCUGGCUCAGGCCGGGACUCUGUGCGCCGGGGGGCUCUGCAUGGUUCUGGUUUCGUCAUCUUCACGCCCUGUCAGACCGUGACUUUGUUCGCCGCGCAUGAUCUUCCCGCACGGGCCCGCACUCCCCUUUCGGCCCAACGACAGCCGCGGCGAUGCUCUCGCGAGGCGAUGGGGGGGGCCGAGGUUUGUGGAGCACGACGUCUGAUGGAGCAAACGAUGCACCGCUGCUCCGCUCCACACCUCUGCUACAUCCACAGAGCAUCUCCUGGUGACUGUGUGCCUCAACGCUCCCAACGGCUCCAGAUAACAACAUCCAGCUUCUUAAAUAAUCUGGAAAAGGGAGUGAAUAUAUCACUUAACACCUCCCGCCCCUUACACACUGCAUCUCAACAACUUCCCGCCUCAGCGGGUAAUUUAUCCUCCACGAGGGGGGGGAACCAUAAACAUCAGUCCCUCUCUGCUGCAGCCGCCCAGCUGCACUCCCAUUCGCAGUAUCUCCCUUAAACGCCACUUAGAUCCGGCGGAGGAGCUCUGAGAGGAGCAGGUCAGGCACUCAGUCACCACCCAGGGGCUUCUGGGUACUCGGUCACCGUUGACUUGCGGCAGCGAUGAUAAAGAGGUAAUGUUUUUUGCUGUCGACGGUGGGAUGGAUCCGCCCGGGCCGCUCCGAGGACGAGCCGCGGCGCCGACGCUCAGCGUCGCGGAUCCAAGUCAGACGCCGAUAUCAAGUCUCGUGAUCGAUUAGCGCACAUAAAUUCCGCACGCACGUAAGUGGGAAAGACAAGUCGGCUCCCCCUGCCGACGGCGCAGCUCGAGCGUCGGCGCUCUCGGGGGUUCGUGCAUGUGUGCAUGCGCGUGGUUUCUGCUCGCGCGUGCGUGCGUGCGUGGCUUCGGACGUUUGGAGGAGAACGAAAGGUCGAGAAAGACCACUUCCAGAGACUCACAGACGGUUUGCCGGCCUUGCUGCAUGGUGUGGAUGCUGCACGCGCCGUCCCCUCAGCAAGUCCCGCGCGUCUCACAGACCAGGCGACUAGGUGGAUCUGACGGAUGCUCGACGGUUGGUAUGUAGGCAGUCGCCACGGUAAACUGCAGCACAAAUCCAAAGCUGCCGUCUUGUCAGCCAGGAGGAUUACAUGGCGCUGUAAUAAUCAGCUUAAUGGAAUAUAUCUGAAUGAAAAGGAAAAAAUGGGAAAUAGAGGUUAAUUAUAGGUUAAUCAGCAGGCUAUUAACAUAUCAUUACUGCAACACAUUUCCUAUUAGGGAUAAUUACAUUUCCAUGUACAUGCUCAUAUUGGAUAUAUAUUUUACAUAAUUACAAGAUCAACAUUUAAAUUAGAUGUUUAGUUAUGCUUAUUUUUAGUACUUUGGCAGAUUUUUCCAAAGUGAGCAUUGAGCAUCAGUACAGCUUCCAGGCAUUAGAAACAAAUAUUCUGCGCGCUUCUUUCCCAUCAAGGAAGCGUAUCAUCACCUGAUUGGUUAGGAAGUAUGGACAUUGUUCCAUGCUCAUCUUCACCCUGGAGACAUUUGCAUACAUUUGCACAUUACUGGGUAAUAUUCAACGUUUUAUUCAACAAAUCCACACAAAAAGACCAAAGCUUGCAAUGAAACGAACAUACUGCAACAACACCAGUAAGCCACACGGAUCCACCGGCUACUGUGUUCUUUCAUUGCAAUGGAAUUACAAUGAAUAGAGGCAAUGUUUUAAUCCAAUCCUUUAAACACCAUUCUGUUGUAUUACUCAUUAGUGUAUUCAAAUAUUUAUAAAAACGUAUAGUGUUAAAGGAAAUCUCUAUUUGUUGAAGUAUAUUUGCAAUCAAUAGCGUCUUCAAUGGGAAUGAAUGAAACAAACUGGGUCGGUAAGUCAGAGCAUUGUGAGUAUUUUGGUAUUUUGGUGGGAUUUGUUAAAAAUAAGAGGUACGCAGAAUAUCACCAACUUUACCCUUAAAUUAAAAAUCAAACAAAGCUCUCUGUAUUAGAGCAUAUUGACUGGCACUGCUGUCAAUAUAAACCACGUCCUAAACAGCUCCCGAGCGACCCAAAGACACGACGAAGACAUUUGACCCGAUCCCUCCUCCUGCUGUACACUCGCU
Molecule: messenger RNA, 8356 nt
Organism: Gasterosteus aculeatus aculeatus (three-spined stickleback)
Lineage: Eukaryota; Metazoa; Chordata; Actinopteri; Perciformes; Gasterosteidae
Source: RefSeq, a predicted model, not a curated record